CUAAGAGCAGACAGGUGACACGAACUGGCUCAGUUUUCCAUACAAUGCCGACCAGGACAACCCCAUCCACACUGCUCUGAGAGACACCGUCACUCCACUGGCACGUGGCCUCCUCCUGUCCCUUCUCUGGCUCUAUAAACCUCUACAGUAAUGAACUGGUCUGCAUUGGAGGCCCUCAUCAGUGGGGUCAACAAGUACUCCACAGUCUUUGGGCGAGUGUGGCUGUCUAUGGUUUUCGUCUUCAGAGUGAUGGUGUUUGUGGUAGCGGCUCAGAGGGUAUGGGGGGAUGAGAGCAAAGACUUUGUGUGUAAUACUGCACAGCCUGGGUGUAACAACGUGUGCUAUGACCACAUCUUCCCCAUCUCCCACAUCCGCCUGUGGGCUCUGCAGCUCAUCUUCGUCACCUGCCCGUCCCUACUGGUGGUGGGACAUGUGAAAUACAGGGAGAAGAAGGACAUGCAGUAUACACAGUCACACAAAGGAGGACAUCUGUAUGCAAACCCUGGGAAGAAACGAGGAGGGCUGUGGUGGACCUAUCUGGUAAGCCUGGUGUUCAAAGCGGGCUUUGACGCUGGCUUCCUCUACAUACUCUACCACAUUUAUGAGGGCUACGACAUGCCACGCCUGUCUAAGUGCUCGCUGGAUCCGUGUCCCAACACUGUGGACUGCUUCAUCUCCCGGCCCACUGAAAAGAAGAUCUUCACUCUAUUUAUGGUGGUGUCCUCUGCUAUCUGUAUCUUUAUGUGCAUUUGUGAGAUGGUUUACCUGAUCUUCAAACGUAUUGUGAAGUUAAUUAAGAGGAAGCAAGAGGCAGAGGCAAAGCUGUUUGCUGAAAACCACGAGUUGAAACCACUGGCACCUCCCAAGUCUGAGUUUAUGUCCAAAACUUCAAUCCAACGAGUGGAUCCAACUGUGUCCAUUCACACCCUUAAUAAUAUCGAGGAACAGACUGCAAAUCUGAAAAAUACACAGAAAGACUAAUGCACAUGACUUAUGCUGCACUUAUACAAGCAAAUGCUCAGUGUUCCUGUCUGUGGCAGGAAUUGAUGUUUCAGGUACUUUUGAAAUAAAUGUUGUAUUUAAUAUGUAAUUUUAUAUUUAUAUUCAUGUAUGGGAAGGUUUCCUUAUGUGCACGAAUUUGCUAGUGUAGCUUACAAAGAAUUUUGUAUUUAAAUUUGUUUUUAUUUUUUUUGUAAAACAAAUGCACUUGUCGUAGAUCCUUUACUUAGCACUUAGCAUAGAGCAAGCCCUAGCAAUUUUUAUGCAAACUGUGUGUCUCUUCGUAGGCUGUCUGAUGUCAAUACAGGUGUGGAAAAUGUAUAUGGUGCCAAAUAAAACUGCUGCACAAGAGAA
Molecule: messenger RNA, 1353 nt
Organism: Boleophthalmus pectinirostris (great blue-spotted mudskipper)
Lineage: Eukaryota; Metazoa; Chordata; Actinopteri; Gobiiformes; Gobiidae
Gene: gjb9b
Product: gap junction protein beta 9b
Exons: 3
Coding region: 151-981 (276 amino acids)
Biological process (GO): cell communication
Cellular component (GO): connexin complex
Source: RefSeq, a predicted model, not a curated record